UCAUCCCAGCAUGCCGUGCGCAUGGCAUAUAGGAAGCUGGCGUGGCGCAGCGAUAGCUUGUAGCGGCCUGUGGGCGGGACUUCCGGCCCGAUGGAUCGUUUUCCGGCCGUGCUUGAUGGGUCUGGCCGGUCUUCUGACAUGAAGCCCCCUGGACCUAGAGGUUGGUGCCUGCUGUGACACGCCCACCAUGUGGCCACUUCUUCAUGUCCUCUGGCUUGCUCUGGCCUGUGGCUCUGUUCACACCACCCUGUCAAAGUCAGAUGCCAAAAAAGCUGCCUCAAAGUUGCUGCUGGAAAAGACUCAGUUUUCAGAUAAACCUGUCCAAGAUCGGGGUCUGGUGGUGACGGACGUCAAAGCUGAGGAUGUGGUCCUUGAACAUCGUAGCUACUGUUCAGCUAGGGCUCGGGAGAGAAACUUUGCUGGAGAGGUCCUAGGCUACGUCACUCCAUGGAACAGCCACGGCUAUGAUGUUGCCAAGGUCUUUGGGAGCAAGUUCACACAGAUCUCACCAGUCUGGCUGCAGCUGAAGAGACGUGGUCGUGAGAUGUUCGAAAUCACAGGCCUCCAUGAUGUGGACCAAGGGUGGAUGCGAGCUGUCAAAAAGCAUGCCAAAAGCCUGCGCAUAGUGCCUCGGCUUCUCUUUGAAGACUGGACUUACGAUGAUUUCCGGAAUGUCUUAGACAGUGAGGAUGAAAUAGAAGAACUCAGCAAGACUGUGAUACAGGUGGCAAAGAACCAGCAUUUUGACGGUUUUGUGGUGGAAGUCUGGAGCCAGUUGCUGAGCCAGAAACAUGUAGGCCUCAUCCACAUGCUUACUCACUUGGCUGAGGCGCUGCACCAGGCCAGGCUGCUAGCCAUUCUGGUCAUCCCACCUGCUGUCACCCCUGGGACUGACCAGCUGGGAAUGUUCACACACAAGGAGUUUGAACAACUGGCCCCUGUACUAGAUGGCUUCAGCCUCAUGACAUAUGACUACUCCACAUCACAGCAUCCUGGCCCUAAUGCUCCAUUGUCAUGGAUUAGAGCCUGUGUCCAGGUCCUAGACCCCAAGUCACAGUGGCGAAGCAAGAUCCUCCUGGGACUGAACUUCUAUGGCAUGGAUUAUGCAGCCUCCAAGGAUGCCCGUGAAAUUGUCAUUGGGCCCAGGUAUAUACAGACGCUGAAGGACCACAGGCCCCGAGUGGUGUGGGACAGCCAGGCUGCGGAGCACUUCUUGGAGUACAAGAAGAAUCGCGGAGGGAGGCAUGUUGUCUUCUACCCUACUCUGAAGUCUCUGCAGGUGCGGCUGGAGCUAGCCAGGGAGCUGGGCGUCGGGGUCUCCAUCUGGGAGCUGGGCCAAGGCCUGGAUUACUUCUAUGACCUGCUGUAGGCUGGACAGCAACGCCCAAGUGACUAUGGACUUUUCUAAGCCAUUGGAGUGACUGGUGAAAUAUAGGCCUCUUUUCUGUUUUCUGUGAGA
Messenger RNA from Cricetulus griseus (Chinese hamster), 1459 nucleotides. The record is from RefSeq and is a predicted model, not a curated record. NCBI's taxonomy places the organism in Eukaryota, Metazoa, Chordata, Mammalia, Rodentia, Cricetidae.